Messenger RNA from Chironomus riparius, 3462 nucleotides. Lineage: Eukaryota; Metazoa; Arthropoda; Insecta; Diptera; Chironomidae. The record is from the annotation of a GenBank genome assembly.
AUGGGAGAUAAUAAACAACUUUAUAUAUUUGAUAUUGAUAGUGCAUUAGAUAGGCUAGAGAAUGAGGAAAAUGAAAAUCAAGAAACUUUUCCAAUUAUUAACACAGAAACACAAAGUCAAAUACAAAAUAAUGAAAUUACAAAGCAACAACAACAGCAAAAGCAUAAUCAAGACUGUGUAUUGCAGCAGGAGAGCGAAAAAGAGGAGAACGGGAAUGUUUCGACUUUAAAGAAUACGUCAACCAUUAUUUAUGAAGAUUUGUCAAUCGACAAUAAAGAGUUGUCGGAAUCAACUUUGUUAUCUUUAAAAAAUGAAAGUAAGACGGAGGAUGAGGAAACCAGCACAGCAAAAUAUCAAAUAAACGAUGAAAUGGAGAGUCGAUCUUUUAAUCUCCUUGAAAAUUAUCAAUCAAUUAGUGUGGAUGAUAAAAUCACCGCAACAUCGAGUAUUAUAUUGACGAGUUCAUCAGCGACAGACACAACGAGUAGCAGCAGCAUUAAUAGUAAUGAAAUUCAAAGCGAAGAUGAUGAGAUAAGAAAGAGUGACCAAAUUCCUUUAAAUGUUUCUCAAUUCGACAUCGAUGAAUCAUCAAAGCGACUAAUUAGUGAGGAAGGUGAACCGGAUCAACCAGUUACAAGCGAUUUAACAUUAACGAAGACCGUUGAUUUAACGGAAUACGAUCCAGAACCCGAAGAAUUGGAAAUCGAUAAGCCAGAGGAAGUAAAAAAUAUCAUUGAUAAUGAAGUAAAUAUAGUCCAUGAGCCUGUCGUGCAAGAAAAGGUUGUAGAAGAGCCAAUUGACAUUAAGGAGAUGUCACAUAAUUUUGAGUCAACAAUGGACGAUAUUUCCGACGCAGAGCUUGAAUCUUUAGAACAGGAAUUAGACGACUUAUUAGCAGCUUCUUUGAUUGAUGGAAGCCUUGAAAAAAUCCAGGAAGAAGAGGUUGUCGUUAAACUUGCAGAAACGGUUGAAAAAACUCUCGAAAUUGUAGAGAAAAAUAGCCCAGAAAUUACAGAGGAAGUAGAUAAGCCUACAGAAAUUAUAGAGAUCCAGGAAGAAAUUAAGGAGGUAGAAAUUGAAGCUAUUGAAACUGACGAAGGUGCCAAAUCUAGCGAAGUAAUUGAACCAACAAGUGAUCCACAAGAAACAAUCAAAACUGAACAUCAAGAUUCAGAAAUAUCUGAAGCACAAGAAGCAGUAGAGCCAAUUCCAAAAGAAGAAAGUAAUGAAGUAGAUCCAGUAUUGUCAACAAGCUCUACAGAUGAGUCAGCUUCAAUCCAGUGCUUACCAUCUCAAUCAAAUGAAGACUUUUCCAUAAAUGAAUCGAAUUCAACUGGAAGUUUAACUUCGCAACCGGAUUUAGGGAAAGUUCCACCAUACUGGAUACCUGAUAAUAUGACAAAUCAGUGCAUGCAAUGUGACCAGAAAUUCUCAUUAAUUAAAAGGAGACAUCAUUGUCGAGCUUGUGGCUUACUUUUGUGCUCAGCAUGUUGUAAUGAAAAGUUUUUCCUUGAUUAUUUGCAAGCAGAAGGCAGGAUAUGUAGUCCAUGCCAUGAAAUUUUAGUUAAAUCAAAAUUAAAUCAACAGUCACAACCAAAACAUCCUAAUCCAGCUAAUCCUAGCGAAUAUUGUAGUACAUUACCAGUACAUCAGCAAAUCGAAGAAACGUCCCCAUUAACUGUCAUGGUACCUAAAAAUGGAGUUCUUAAAAGACCUACAGCAAAUCCAAUUAAAUCGGCGGAAAGAAAAAGCGUUAUGUUUAGCGACGGAAUACGCCCAGGAACUGAUUUAGACGAAACAUUUGGUACCACAACAUCACGUACAUCUUAUGAGAAACCAAAAUUAAAAUUUAACGAAAAGAACAAUAGCUAUAUCCCUGAACUGGAAAACGAAUUACCGCCAAUUUUACUCAAAGAAAGUGAAUAUAAGUACGUUGACAAUAAUUUGUUACUACUUCAACGUCUCAGGCAAGAGGAAUUGAAAUUUGUAAUCACGAAAAACUUUUACGUUACUGUUAAAAUUGUCACAUUAAUUUGUUGUACCAACAAAACUGUUAUAAAUAUUUCAACAUCAGGCUUAUUGGCCGUGCGACAGGAUGAGAUAAUGAUUUUAUUGGAACUUAAUGAUGACAUGAAAAGUUUACCGAAGGAAGUAUUUUUACAUUUGAAUGAAAUUUACAGCAAAGCUGAUAAGAGUAAUGUGAUUAUUAAGGAGUAUGGUUAUAGUCAGGCGAUAUCUAACAAUUUCUUGGGAGCUUUUGGAGGUUUUCUUUACAUCAGACCGACUUUUCAGUGUUUGCAGAGUUUAACGAUCCCAGAAAGUCCGUACUUGAUAGGUCUGCUUGUGCAUAAGUGGGAAGUUCCGUGGAUGAGGCUGUUCCCACUUAGAUUAAUUUUACGACUAGGGGCACUUUACCGUUAUUAUCCAACACCAAUUUUAUCAAAUGUCAAUCGUGAGCCUGUAUUCGCUGAAAUCGGAAAUACGAUAAUGAACUUUUUAGUCGAUUUUAGAAACUUUUCGUAUACAAUUGAAAUUACUAAAGGUCUUAAUAUCCACAUGGAAGAAAAAAAGACCUCUGUUUUUAUUCCACGUAACCGGUUUGAUCAAAUCAUGAAGGUUUUAAACAAUUCUACGGAUCAUCUUUUAGCAUUUGGAGCUGAUUUUAGUAGACUGGCAGAUGGUCACUUAGUGUGUAUACAAAAUAUUGAUGCAGGUUCCUCAGAAUCACUAUCAUAUUCAACGCAAGCAAUUAACAUUCAAGGUCAGAGUAGAAUUAGAACUGGAGCAAGUUUUCUUAUUCUUAAUGGUGCAUUAAAGCAAAGUAGCGGUUUAAAAGGCAAAUGUAGUAUUGUUGAGGAUGGAUUAAUGAUACAAAUAUUUUCAACAAAAAUGCAAAGUAUUCGCGAUGCACUAAAAAAUAUGAAAAACAUUGAGAUUCCUUGCGGACCAAUUGACGACGAUCAAAAGGAGGUCGAGGAAAUUGUGUCAAUUGAAUGGGUUGAUGAUGAUUUGAGUUUUAAUCUCGGUGUUUCGUCGCCUAUUGAUGACUUAUCAUUUGAAGGCAAAGAAAGCAUAAGAACGAGACUUGAUAUUACGAGCACAAGUCAUACAAAAGUAUUGAGAUGGUGUGAAGUAUUCUUAUUGGAAUCUGAUGAUGCACCUGUUACUGACGAUCAUUUAAAUUAUUCAAAACUGUCUGAACCUAUCGCUAAAGCUUGUGGGAAUGCUCUACUUCCGUUUUUAGAUUUAAUGGCUGUCAAUCAAUUAAGAAGAAUUGGUAUUCGUGUCACCUUAGGUGAAAAUAUUAAGUACUUGGCCGGCUCUAAUAAGCUGCUUUUUUCGCCAAUCUAUAUGAACGCAUUAGAUAAUGAACUGAUUUCUGUAAUUCAUCGACAAGCUAGUAAUUUAUCUCGUGACUCUAACAUAACAAUGGAAUUAAUAUUUUAUAUUCUGAACAAAUAG